This is a messenger RNA of Gasterosteus aculeatus aculeatus (three-spined stickleback), 3054 nucleotides long. RefSeq names its product acyl-CoA synthetase family member 3 (gene acsf3). NCBI's taxonomy places the organism in Eukaryota, Metazoa, Chordata, Actinopteri, Perciformes, Gasterosteidae. The record is from RefSeq and is a predicted model, not a curated record. Gene Ontology annotation, biological process: fatty acid metabolic process. Gene Ontology annotation, molecular function: medium-chain fatty acid-CoA ligase activity.
ACGCUGCGCGCGAGCUAAACGUGAUGUUACGUUCAUUGAAACCAAUAACGUGAGCGGCAAUUACAACAGAAGCACCCAACGUGAACGAAUUAAUGAUAAACUGGACAAUGUUUUACUCCAUUGCAGUGGACACAGUUGACUUACACGUUAUGUGUUUACACACAAGCUACCUUUUUACUACAACUUUAGCUCUAUGUUGGACGGAAGCAGUCUGCAAUAUGCUGUGGGUGGUGCUGUCUUGAGGUUUUGACUUCCAAAGGUCCGAUAAUCUCAAAUAUGCUGUCGGGACGCGUUGCUGCUGCCUGCCGCUCUCUGAAGUGCACGUUACCUCACAGGAAAGCCAAUCUACACCAAACGUACGGCCCAUCAAGGCCGGGGCAAUGGCUACUGGGAGCUGUGGCCCAAAGAGGGGCUCAUAGAUGGACCACAGCGCCGUCGUCGAGGACGAACCAGACGCCGGUGUUUAAUAAAGCUCCAGCAUUUGGAGAUAAACUCGCGAUCAUCGACGGCGGUGGCGGCCACAGCUACAAGCAGCUGUACAGCAGCAGCUUAGUUCUUGCACAUAGAAUCAGCGCCGUCCUCCAGUCUGACUUUGGAGGUCUGGAUGGGAAGCGAAUAUCCUUCCUGUGCGCUAAUGACGCCUCCUACACGGUGGCACAGUGGGCCGCUUGGAUGAGUGGUGGGACGGCAGUGCCCCUCUACCGAAAUCACCCUGAAUCGGAGCUGGAGUACAUCAUCUGUGACUCCCAGAGUUCCCUGCUGGUGGCGGGGCAUCCCUACGCUGAAACGCUAGAGCCACUGGCACAGAGGCUGGGGCUGCCGUGUCUGACGCUGCCCGCUACUUCUAACCUGGGCACUUCAGAGGGGGCAGGCCGCAAAGAGGAGGAGACGGGAGGAGGUGUCACAGACUGGGCCGAUCGACCAGCUAUGAUCAUCUACACCAGCGGUACCACGGGGAGACCCAAGGGCGCUCUACAUACACACAGCAGCGUCCACGCCAUGGUCCAGUGUCUGGUUUCAGAGUGGGCGUGGUCUAAAGAUGACGUCAUCCUCCACACCUUGCCGCUCCACCAUGUGCACGGCAUUGUUAACAAGCUGCUGUGCCCGCUCUGGGUGGGCGCCACCUGCGUCAUGCUGCCCGAAUUCCAGCCGCAGAAGGUGUGGGAGAUGCUGUUGAGCUCCAAGGCGCCCCUGGUUAACGUGUUCAUGGCCGUGCCGACCAUCUACUCUAAGCUGAUCCAGCACUACGAUCAGCACUUCACUCAGCCUCACGUCAAGGACUUUGUCAAAGCAGUCUGCAAAGAGAGGAUCAGGCUGAUGGUUUCGGGCUCUGCUGCUCUCCCUCUUCCCACUCUGCAGCGCUGGGAGGAGAUUACAGGGCACACGCUGCUGGAGCGCUACGGCAUGACCGAGAUCGGCAUGGCCCUCUCCAACCCUCUCAAGGGCCCACGCGUCCCAGGAGCCGUAGGUUUGCCCCUUCCCAGUGUUGAGGUCCGCAUUGUGAUGAAUAACACAACAAUUGUGGAGGGAAAUCACCGCGAGACUCGGGUACGUCAAGGUCUGGAAGGGAAAGACGGGGAGCUCCUAGUUCGAGGUCCGUCUGUCUUCAAGGAGUACUGGAACAGACCUCAAGAAACCACUGAGUCUUUCACUGAUGACGGCUGGUUCAAAACAGGAGACACAGCGGUCUACAAAGACGGCGUGUAUUGGAUCAUGGGCCGCAGCAGUGUUGACAUCAUCAAGAGUGGUGGCUACAAGAUCGGUGCACUCGAGGUGGAGCGUCACCUUCUGGCCCACCCGGACAUCAUAGAUGUGGCCGUGAUCGGGGCUCCGGAUGCCACAUGGGGUCAAAAGGUCACUGCAGUGGUGCAGCUAAAGUGUGGGCGGACUAUGACCCUUCCAGAGCUGAAGACCUGGGCACGGGAGCACAUGGCACCCUACACCAUCCCCACAGGCCUGGUGCUGGUGGAGGAGAUGCCGAGGAAUCACAUGGGCAAGGUCAACAAGAAGGACCUCCUGCGCCACUUCUUCCCAUGACCGGCAACUUCCCAGCGCGAUCAAAUACAGCGGAAACACAAAACAGCUCUUGCACAGCCCUGAGAAAAACACCAGCUGGCUGACGAAGAGUUACUCUAUGGUCACAUUUAAACGCCACAAAGCGGCCAACGCAGAGAGGUCAACACUGUAGUGAUAUGCUGCUUGCACUCGGAGGAUUUGCAUUUGGACCCGUGCAUUCAGCACGUGGCUUUGAAGCUCAUCUUCUGUCACUCUGACUCCGCAGAGGGCUCGGUCUGCCCGUCAGUCUGCCGCGAACAUGAAAGCCAUCCAUCAUCUAGGAGUCUGGAGGAGAAAGAAGUUCCUCCCUCUUCUCUUUGAACACAGACUGCAUAAUAAACAGGUCAGGCUGAAGUAAUGAGCCACAGAAACACAGUUUGUCUCUGAAUUUGUGGCAGUACACGCUGCCGCUUUGUUGUACAUUGCAGCCACAAACGGAAAAAUCAGGCUUCAAUUAUACAGUCAAACAUUUCCAUGUGCACUCUUUUGACAAUCACAAAGGGCUGCGGGCUCGCAGCUACUUGAUCAACAUGACAGGCUUCAUGGAUGUAAGUGGGUAGAGAGGGGAGUGAUGGGAGGAUGACAGGCACGGCUCUUCAGCCCCAGGGACACCCUGAGUAUACAGCGCACACACACACACACACACACAUACAAACACACAUCAGUGCAUCCAGAACCCCACCAGGUCUGUGUGGGUGCGUAACCGAUGCUUGUAGUGGCAGGUUGUUGUUUACAUGGAGCUCAUGUUUAUUCUAAAGCUACUUACACCUCACUGGCUCAGCCCCGGGCUCCGUUCCUGUGAACCUCCCGCUGACUGGCUUUCGGUUUUCUCGUUGCCUUUUUCUCUGUUGACCUUUCCCCCCCCCUCUCUCUCUCUCUCUCUCUCUCUCUCUCUCUCUAGCCUUCCUUUUCUGUCCCUCUUGUCCCCCUUGUUUUUUUCUCAUUUUCUGUGAUGUUCCAAGAAAACAUGUUUUUUAAAUAAAUGCAAAGACAAAUCCA